AUGGAAAUGAAGUUGGGAUCCCGCCUUGGCAUGGCACUUGACUCUGGCUUAUAUGUAAUCCGUGGAGCUCUCAGGUCUUCGAAAGAAGGAUGGCGUAGCAUUUUAUACGGAAAGAAAGUUUUGGAUGCAGGUCUUGGUUUGCGUGUUGGGAUUGGGAGACAUAUCCAUAUUUUUCAUGAUUCCCACUCAAGCUCUAGUAAAUCGACUCUCAUUAGACCUCUUUUUACUGGUCUAAUAUAUUUUUAUCAGCUUAUUGACUGGGAUACGAGAGCCUGGAACUAUGAUCUUAUCAGGAACCAUUUCUCUGGAGAAGAUGCUGCGAUAUCUUCACUUGCAGAUUCUCCUCCCAGCAUCUCAAUUCAAUCAUGGUCGCAACUUUGGAAGCAUCAUGUUCCCAACAAGUUGAAUUUUUUCAUAAGGAGAGCAUUGCAAGAUAGUUUGGCCACUGGUAUGAAUAUUCACAAGAAAAUUUCAGAUCAUAAUCCUCAAUACAAGCUUUUUGGUGAUCCAUAUGAGACAGAGAUGCACCUUUUUACUUCAUGCAACAGAGCUCGCCAAGCCAGGUUCAUAUACAUGGGCAUUCGCACUAAUGCUAUAUUAAGAUCCUCCUCCUCUAAGCGGUGGCAUAAUCUUCUCAAGGAGUUAUCUAAGUCGGUUGUUCCGAUUGUUUCUCGGGCUAAAGCUCGUUUCCUAUGUUUAAUGAUCAGAACUGGUCUGCUCAUGAAGUUGUUAAAAAAAACAGAUGAGCAGGAAUCCGAGAAUCUCUCUCUUCUUGAUGUUCAGACUCAGCAACGUGGCAUGCAGAAUCCUUGUCCUUCACAGCCAGGAGCCAUCAAAAUUAAUUUUGAUGGUUCUUUUAAUCAUACAACAAACUCAGGAGGAUUAGGUGUGGUUUUUAGUAAUUCUGCGCGAAGCCUUCUCGGUGCCAAAUUGAGGAGUAUUUUUACCGCAUGCUCUUGA
Messenger RNA from Dovyalis caffra, 960 nucleotides. The record is from the annotation of a GenBank genome assembly. NCBI's taxonomy places the organism in Eukaryota, Viridiplantae, Streptophyta, Magnoliopsida, Malpighiales, Salicaceae.